This is a messenger RNA of Argentina anserina (silverweed cinquefoil), 1233 nucleotides long. Its product is annotated as protein XAP5 CIRCADIAN TIMEKEEPER. Gene Ontology annotation, biological process: chromatin organization. NCBI's taxonomy places the organism in Eukaryota, Viridiplantae, Streptophyta, Magnoliopsida, Rosales, Rosaceae. The record is from RefSeq and is a predicted model, not a curated record. The coding region runs from base 56 to 1066 and encodes 336 amino acids. Gene Ontology annotation, cellular component: nucleus. The transcript is spliced from 12 exons.
UGCGAAUUUGAGAGAGAGAGAGAGAGAGAGAGAGAGAGAAAGAAGAAGAGGAGCGAUGUCGGGUAUGGGAGACGGGUACGUCGGCACGGCCCAAGACGCCGUGAGGAUCCGACGGUUGGAGAAGCAAAGAGAAGCCGAGCGCCAGAAAAUCCAAGAGCUCAAACACAAGUCCGCCUCCGAUAAAGGCCAGCCCGGCCUCCUCCAAUUCGGCUCCAGCACUUCUGAGAUUCUUGAGACGGCGUUCAAGAAAGAGACCGUCGGUUUGGUCACGAGGGAGCAAUACGUCGAGAAGAGAGUGAAUAUUCGGAACAAACUCGAGGAGGAGGAGAAGGAGAAGCUCCAGAAGCUUCAACAAGAAGAGGAGGAGCUUCAGCUACAGAAGAGGAAGAAGAGGAAGGUUAAGGGGUUGAAUCGGUUGUCGUUUGCGGAUGACAUUGAGGAUGGCAGUGAGGAUGAAGAUGGUGAAAAGAACAGUACAGAGAAUAAAAAAUUAUGGUCUGGUAGAUUUGGCAAAGAUCCUACUGUGGAAACUAGCUUCCUGCCCGAUAGUGAGCGGGAGGCGGAGGAACAAGCUGAGCGUGAAAGGUUGAGAAAACAGUGGUUUCUGGAGCAGGAGAAGAUACGAAAUGAGCCGCUUCAAAUUACGUACAGUUACUGGGAUGGAGCAGGGCAUAGGCGGACGAUCCAGGUACGAAAGGGGGAUAAAAUAGGAGAGUUUCUUCGCUCUGUUCAGCAGCAACUUGCUCCUGAGUUUCGAGAAGUUCGAACUACAUCAGUGGAGAAUUUGCUAUAUGUAAAAGAAGAUCUUAUCAUUCCACAUCAGCAUAGUUUUUAUGAGCUAAUUGUAAACAAGGCAAGGGGCAAAAGUGGACCGCUUUUUCAUUUUGAUGUGCAUGAGGAUGUGCGAACAAUUGCUGAUGCUACGAUAGAGAAGGAUGAGUCUCAUGCUGGGAAGGUUGUUGAGAGGCAUUGGUAUGACAAGAAUAAGCAUAUCUUCCCUGCUUCUAGAUGGGAGAUAUAUGAUCCGACGAAGAAAUGGGAGCGUUACACUAUCCAUGGAGACUGAUUUCAUAGUGACAGCAUUGUAUUCAAUGGAUUGCACAACUCAUUGGUUGUUGAACUCAACUUUUGUAUACAUUAGACCAUCAACUUGUGAUAGUAGCUCAGUAACUGCAUUCUGUUAAUUUUUAACCUGCUGAUCGAAUGCAAAAGAAUGUGCUUUUUCUACAGCUG